UGUUGUGUUGCCUACAAAAACUUCCUACGUCCAAAUCUUUCAUCUCCAAAACAAAAGAAGCACUGAUCUGCAACUCGGCUACUCCAUCUUCUUCAAUCCGCAAACAAAGAAGAAACGAUCCAGAAUACGUAAUUGAACUGGGGCUUUGAUUCCUCGUAACUCUUCUACGUCGUACGAGGCUGGAUGGAGGGUAUGAGAAAGAUGGCGCGGUACGGUUUCGUGUUCUCCGGUAACCCUCCGAGGUUUUACGGCACGAAAGUGGACCUGAGAAAGCUCCGGCCGAUGAUUCUGAAGAGAAUCGAUAAUCGGGCACAGAGUUACCCGGUUCGCGCAAUGGUUCCGGUUGCAAACGAGGUUCUCCAAGCCAGGAAUGUUCUCAUCCAUGGCGUUUCUACACUCCUUAACUUCCUUCCUCUCAUGGCUUGCAAUAAAAAAUGACGGAACAAAAGGCCGAGGUUUUCUUGGUAAAAGAACUGAAGUUUCACAACAUUAGCUCGCUAAAAUAUAUAUUUUGUCCAGAGAUAUAUAUCGGUGAACAGGGACAUUUAAUUCAGACCUGCUGGGGUUACAAGCAUCGUGCCAAAAACCGGGUUCAUGAGUGGAUCAAAGGGGGUUUGAAUGAUAUACUUGUCCCUGUUGAAUCAUUUCACCUGAAAUACAUGUUCCAAAGUGUUAUUAGGCACAAUGAAAGGUUUGACUUUGAUCGCAUUCCUGCUGUUGUUGAGCUGUGCUGGCAAGCAGGGGCUGAUCUCCAGGAUGAGAAUCUUAAUUCAAGUAGCUCGAACUCGGAGGCUGCCAGUGAAAGUGUGUCUGUAAACGAGAAUUUGUCCCCAGAGGAUCUUGCCUCUAUAGCUAAUAACACAUUAACUGCUUGGGAGGCUCUUAGGUCUGGGGUGGAGAAGUUGUUGUUGGUUUAUCCAGUAAAAGUUUGUAAAUAUUGUUCUGAGGUUCAUGUUGGGCCAUCUGGUCAUAAAGCUAGGCUCUGUGGGGUUUUCACGUAUGAGAGCUGGAAAGGAGCCCACUUUUGGGUGAAAGCUAAUGUGGAUAACUUAGUACCCCCAAAGAUUGUGUGGAGACGAAGGCCUCAUGAUCCUCCUGUACUUGUGAAUGAAAGGAAAGAAUUUUAUGGGCGUGCUCCAGCUGUAUUGGAUCUGUGCUCAAAAGCUGGUGCCAUUGUGCCUAAAAAGUAUAAUUGUAUGAUGAAGUUGCAAGGUUUGUCUGGUCCUGCCAAUAAUAGGUUUUUUGGGAUCACUACAGAACCAAACUUUUGAAAGCAACAGUAAGUUGAAUUGUAGGUCUAGUCGGAGGCAGGCCCUAGGUCAGGGACAGUUUAGAGCGAAAUUUGACAUGUCAUUACUCCCAGCUGCAAUUUUUUUGCACAAUUUAGGUUGUCUAACAUAUCUGAUUAUGGAUCCAUCCAUGUGCCUCUUAUCUUGCUGUAAUCUUCUGUUGCAUGCAGCAAGCUAGAAAUUUGGUUCCUAUAUCUCGUGUCUCCCAAAAUAUUUCUGCAGUGAAAAUCAAAACCUCUACAUAUAUGACUUAUUGGACCCGCUCCUCAGGUUGGAAGCAAAAGGUAUUUUCAUGUCCUACUUAUUCAAAGAUCCCAGUUAUUUUUCUCGUUUGACUGAUUUUUUCCUUUUAGUAAUCAUAAGUCCAUAAUUAUUCAUCCGGGAAAUAUUACAUUGUUGUAAAUGUUUGUAAUAUGUACAUUGCUGUAAAAUUGGAAAGGGCUUCGUUACAGUAAAAUUUCUGAUUUCUCGAGAUAUCAAAAGGAAGAAUUGCUUUCUUUA
Vigna unguiculata (cowpea) is the source of this 1790-nucleotide messenger RNA. RefSeq names its product APO RNA-binding protein (DUF794) (gene APO4). NCBI's taxonomy places the organism in Eukaryota, Viridiplantae, Streptophyta, Magnoliopsida, Fabales, Fabaceae. Gene Ontology annotation, molecular function: RNA binding. The record is from RefSeq and is a predicted model, not a curated record.